AUGUCGCCGCCGGCCGCCAACGGGCGACGCCGGACCCUGCACGAUCCUAAGGCGGAGAUGGCGCUGGAGGAGGGUCGCGUGGAGCGGGCCCGCCUCCCUCCCGGCCAUAGUGGUCUGCAAACGGUGCGGGCCGGCGGAGGGGCGGCCGAGGCCGACAUGCAGAGCGAGACGACGGACCCUCUCAAACAGGAGGAGGCCGUCGAUUCGACGCAGCCGGAGAGCGUCCCGGCCCGGAACGGCACGGCGGCGGCGUCGGAGCGCGCGCCUCUGCAGCGGCAGAGCCGGAGCCUGGAGCUGCCGACGACGCGCAGCGACCACGGACCGCACACGCUGCCCAGACAGAAGAGUGCGCGACUGAAGGUGCUGAUGCGCAGCCACGCCAUGCGGGAGGAGACAUCGCCACCGCCAGACGUGGAGCUGCCUCCCCGCUACAGCCUCAGCGUCAGCCACAAGCUGCGCAAGUUCCACAGCCAGGGCAGCACCGAGGGCCGCCCCGGCAGCCCCCACCUGUCCAGAGAGUCCUCCAGCGAGGUGUACACGGACAGCAAGGGCGUGGAUGUGGAGCAGUUCCUGGUCGAGGCGCUCAACGCCAACAUCAAGGACCAGGCGCACCUGCUCAAGUACGAACAGGACAUGCUCAACUUCAUCAAAGACAACAUGCGCGCUGAGUUCCGGUUCCCGCCGCAGUCGUCCUACCAGCGCAUGCUGGUGCACCGGGCCGCCGUCUACUUCGGCCUCGACCACAACGUCGACCCCACAGGCACCUCCGUCAUCGUCACCAAGACGGAUCGCACGCGCAUCCCCGAGCACAGCUUCCGUGACCUGCUGCGUGAGGACGGCGACGAGCCGAAGCGGCUGCUGAAGCGGGACGGACUGCUGGGACACUACUCCAGGAGUUUCGACAGCCAGAGCUCGCUGGACUCUCGGCGCAGUCGGAGCUUCGAGGAGCGCGAGGUGGAGUACAGGAAGGCGCGCACGAGGAUCUUCAGCAACCAGCAGGAGCUGGACGGCGACGGCUGGCAGUCGGGCGGCGAGCGGCGCGCCGCCGCCUGGCUCGAGCCGGCCGACCCGGCGCGCCGCCAGAUGCCCAAGGCGCACUCGGUCGACCAGCCGCCGCGCUACGCCCGGCUCAAUCAGACCGACAGCGUGGAGAGCACCAACAAUCUGCGCGUGGCGGCGGCGGCCGACUCGUCGGCGAGCAGCGUGUCGCGACUGAGCCCCUCCAGCGGCUACAAGACGGCCUCGGUCAGCCAGGUGACGCUGGACUCCACGCCCUCGCCCACCUCACAGCACCAGACCGGCUACAGUCUGGAGGAGGUGGUCCGUACCUGA
This is a messenger RNA of Pollicipes pollicipes, 1332 nucleotides long. RefSeq names its product R3H domain-containing protein 1. The transcript is spliced from 13 exons. Gene Ontology annotation, molecular function: nucleic acid binding. The record is from RefSeq and is a predicted model, not a curated record. Bases 1 to 1332 code for a protein of 443 amino acids. NCBI's taxonomy places the organism in Eukaryota, Metazoa, Arthropoda, Thecostraca, Pollicipedomorpha, Pollicipedidae.